Messenger RNA from Xiphias gladius (swordfish), 4372 nucleotides. RefSeq names its product sterile alpha motif domain containing 11 (gene samd11). The transcript has 13 exons. Lineage: Eukaryota; Metazoa; Chordata; Actinopteri; Istiophoriformes; Xiphiidae. Gene Ontology annotation, molecular function: RNA polymerase II cis-regulatory region sequence-specific DNA binding; DNA-binding transcription activator activity, RNA polymerase II-specific; protein binding. The record is from RefSeq and is a predicted model, not a curated record. Gene Ontology annotation, biological process: positive regulation of transcription by RNA polymerase II. Bases 1 to 3006 code for a protein of 1001 amino acids.
AUGUGGGAGGUAGGAUCUUUGAGGCUGGCGGAAAGCACUGCUGCCGCUGCGAGCUGGAAACUACUGAAUGGGAAUCUAUCCGGCAACUUCAGCAGACCGCUGUCUCACGGCGACACGGGGGCUCUGCGUAAAAGCGAGCGGCGCGUCUCCAAGUCUGGGUCAGCCCAACUCACAGACGGAGAGGACGCUCAAGUUGGAUCGGGCGGGCGGCUUUUCACUUGUUAUCGGCGCUCGGCUCCCACUAACAUGCCUGCCAUCAAAAAGGAGAGGCUGGAUGGAGACGACAUGGCAUUGACUGCCUUUAACCAGUCCGAAUACCUGGCCCCUUUAAAUGCCACCGCUAUCCCCGUGGUGACCCCGCAUCCGCCGCCCUACGACCACAUUUUCGCCCAUCACCGCGCGUACUUGGGGCUCCACGACUCGGCGCUGCAUCACCAGCAUCUCCACCAUCACACGGACGACUUAAUGCUGGAGAGGUUCUCCUCCAUCCCCGACUUUCAGCCCUUCUUCGACAACGGGGAGCCGUGCAUCGAGGUGGAGUGCGGGGAAAACAAGGCUUUGCUUUAUAUCAAUAAACUGUGUCAAGGUAGUAAAGGACCUUCAAUUAAAUACAGGGGCGAGUGGCUCACCCCCAAUGAGUUCCAGUUUGUCAGUGGACGAGAGACUGCCAAAGACUGGAAACGGAGUAUAAGACACAAAGGGAAAAGUCUCAAGACUCUCAUGUCCAAAGGAAUCUUACAGGUGCACCCUCCAAUCUGUGAUUGUCCUGGUUGUCGAAUUUCAUCUCCAGUGAAUCGUGGACGCUUGGCUGAGAAACGCACCAUCCCCCUUCCCCCCAACCGGGUGCCCAAGAAGGAGCUGGCCUCCAUCUUCAGCAGUGACGACAGUGAAGGCAGCGAGCGGGCCAGUGGGGAUCAUGCCCUCAUCAAACAAGAGGACGAGCUGCAUUACAGUAUCAUGAGAAAGAGUCGUGACAGUGACCUCUCUACAAUCAUCUCCAACCUGCACCACACCAGACAGCACGGCAUGCCCGAGGGCCAGUCAGCCUCUGACCACAACACCGGUACUGGACACACAGAUGCCCUUCUAGGCAAGAGGAGAAGCUUUUCUCCCAACAGCAGCAGCGAGUGUCCCUCUGACAGCAAGAAGUCACGUAGCAUAUCCCCCAAAGAAAACUCCCAGAGUCCGAUAGUGGAGGCAGGCGGCAGCCACGGCCACAUGAGCCCUGAGGAGCACUACAGGCGCAUGAUGUCAGCGCUCAGUGAGCAAGGGUCCUAUGAGGAGCAGCAGCAACGCCUCUACCAGCUGGCAAGCAGCAUGGGUCUGCCUGGCCACGACAUGCUGCGUGCUCGUCAGGAGGCGCUGGCUGCAGCAGUGAGGAAUCCAGUGGCCUUAGAAACUCACCUGCCCUCAGCAGGCAGCUCCUCUUCGUCCAGCCAGAGACGCAAGCAGGGUCUGCCACAGCACCGGGACGCACAUUAUACCGACAGAGAACUGUCCCACCCUCCGCCGCUACUGUCCCCUCCAACUGCCCCUCACAUCGCCUUAGGACCUCACCUGCGGCCUCCUUUCCUGGGCAUGCCCUCUGCUCUGUGCCAGGCCCCUGGGUAUGGUUUCCUCCAACCAGCUCAAGCUGAGAUUUUUGCUCGGCAACAGGAGAUGUUGAGGAAGCAGAAUUUGGCCAGACUUGAGAUGUCAGCAGAGCUGCUGAGACAGAAGGAGUUGGAGAAUCUCCACCAGCGACAGCAGCAGCAGCAGCGUCUUCUGGGCUCCGACCCUCUGGGAGCUCUACCUCCUGGCCUGCCCCCUGACCAUCCAGCCCUGCGGAGCCUCCACGACAUCCCAGAGGGCCAUCCUCUCCGCGAGGAACUGGCCCGCCGUUCAAAUGCAAUGCUGGUGCUUCGCCACGGGGCUGCCACACCCCUCCUAACCCUUAACCACCACCAGCAACAACCAGGGGCGUCCUCCACACCCAAAGACACCCAGGCACAGAGCUCCACUGCUGGGCCCGAUGCUGAAUCCAGGAAGGCCCCCCGCAGGGUCCACCAGAUACAGCUCCGUGAUGGGGAUCACACAGGAGGAAGAGUGGACAGAGGAAGGGAGGGAGACAGGGAGGUGCAGGAUGAAGAGAUGAAGGACUCAGACAGUGACACAGAGAUGUAUGCAGAGAGGCAGGAGGGCAUCGGUGCCAAGUCCACUAGUAAACCCAGGGACAGGGAGAGAGACAGGGGUAAAGAGAGUGGCAGCAAGGGAGUGUGUGACAGUGCCAAGGAGGCUGGAGAGAGCUCAGGGAGGCUGAGUGCCCCUUGUAGCUCAGCAGGUACAGAGUCACCCAGUCGCCACCUCUUCACCCCUGGACUGGGCAAGGCUGAUGUUAAGUACCACCUGCCACCUGGGUUCAUGCCACCACUGCCUGCUCUUCACGCCCAGUCAUUCCCCUUUGGAUUCCCCUACGCCAACCCUUACUUUCACACGGGCUCAGUGGGAGGUCUUUUCAUGGAUGGGGAGGACUCGGGCACAGCAAACCCUGUGGAGGACAUCAGCAAGUGGAGUGUGGAGGACGUGUGUGGGUUCAUAAGCAGCCUGGCCGGAUGUGCUGAAUACGCACAGGUGUUUCGGGAGCAGGCCAUUGAUGGAGAGACAUUACCGCUGCUCACUGAGGAGCACCUGCUCAGCACCAUGGGACUAAAGCUGGGGCCCGCGCUCAAGAUCCGCUCACAGGUGGCACGUCGUGUUGGCAGGCUUUUCUACAUGACUGGAUUCCCCCUUGCGUUCCCGUUUCCGCCUUCUGCCACUCUGCGCCCCCCAGAACGGGAUCGGGGACCCCUCACAACGCCGUCUGAUACCCCUCUGCCCCUCUCUCUGUCCCUGCCCCACAGACCCACCUCCACCAGCAGCAGCUCCUCUCCCUAUAGUGGUCCCACCCCGGGGUGCUCCUCCCCCAAGCAGGAAAACGGUAAUGGCUCCACGGUGGUGGGAAGAUACGAGGCCAAAACUCCUUCGUAGGAGCUGACAGGCUGGGAUGAGGAGGGCAGACCUGUCUCAAACUAACUGGAGAGCUAAGGGAGGGGGGUAACCUGAACAAAGAGAGAUUGACGCCCUUGGGACCUUUAUGCUGAAACUUUUGGGAAAACAUUGAACUGGGGAGGAAAAAAAAAAAAAAAAAACAAAAAACAAAAAACUGGACAAUAUGGACCACAUCCGGCAAACCAAUCAGAGUCUGAGCUCCUCUGCUGUGGCUGUAGCCAAGCAGAAUCCAAAGAAACUGGGUUGGAAGGGAGACACGUGAGGAGACAGAGGAACAGAGAAAGAGGAAAAGGAGACAGCUGGUCACAGACAGCCUGCCAAAAAAAGGAGCGAAGCCCUGCCACAAAUGCGACAUUCUUCCAAGUCAGACAGUCAGACGCUAGCGGAAACCCUUCCUUCCUUCCUGGGCUGGAGGAAGCUCUGCUCACUCACUUUCUUUCUCUAGUCUAUCUCUGACUGCUCUCACCACAAGCCCUGCAGAACCCAGGAAUUAAAAAGAGACGCCUCUCCCCUCUUUUCUCUUCCUCCCUUCCCUCUGCUCGCUUGUUUCCUGACGCCAAACAGCAGCGUGGAGCUGUCUUUUUAGAGGCUGGAGUUAAAGCAUAUGCUGAGCAGCAACAGAUCUGACCAGGUCCCUCUUAUCAUUGCAACUAUGCAUUCCACUGUCCCAAUACCAAAGAUGACCGGAUGUGUGGAAUUCGAACCAUGUUUCACAAUGUGUCUGCUUCUUUUUGCAUUAAUAGUCUCAGAGAAAGACUGGUCCAACAGGGGAAUGCUAGGCUAGUGCCUCACAUGAUGGACUCUAUUUGGUCUGACACAGGUAGAGCUGUCAUUUCCUGACAUACAAAGGCUUAAAAAUGUUGGUGAAACGGAGAAGAAGUCUAUGGUGUGUACGGCUUAUGUUAUUGUACGCUUGUGUUAACUACUGUGGGAGGUAGGAAAAACAUGAAAAAUUGUACAGAAUCAUGCUUAAGAUGAAAAUAUCUUGAAGGUUACAUACGUGGUACUUUUACUUUUUGUUAAAUGUAGUUGCACGAAUAAGGUUUUCUUUACUGAAAAAUGUGACUUGCUGAACUUUGGUGGUACUUCUGUUCAUACUUCUGUUCUGCCAUUUUUUUUAAAAAAAGUGUAAUAUUAAAAGAUGCUCCAAUCUUGAAUGCUACUUCAGCAUAUAAAUGAGGAAAAAAAAUAUUUAUAGGACUUUUGAUGUAGUAGAUAAAGCAGAUUAUGAUAUGUAUUAUAAUUAGCCCUUCAGAUGGAUUCCAAAGAUACUUUUACUUGGUUUUCUCUUGGUUGCAGGGAAAAGAAAGGCACAAAGCUCUUAAUGCAAAUGUUUUGAAUUUGU